Caenorhabditis elegans is the source of this 2522-nucleotide messenger RNA. RefSeq names its product Disintegrin and metalloproteinase domain-containing protein 17 homolog (gene adm-4). The transcript has 15 exons. Gene Ontology annotation, molecular function: metallopeptidase activity; metalloendopeptidase activity. Gene Ontology annotation, biological process: proteolysis. Gene Ontology annotation, cellular component: plasma membrane. Lineage: Eukaryota; Metazoa; Nematoda; Chromadorea; Rhabditida; Rhabditidae. The record is from RefSeq and is marked reviewed. Bases 17 to 2077 code for a protein of 686 amino acids.
UUUAAGACCGCAUCAUAUGAAGAUACAGGACAGAUCAUUACUCAUUUUUUUAGUUUUAGGUAUUUUGAAAAGCGAUGCAUUCAAUACACGUGUGAAACGACAUGCACCAAUCAGAUUUCAACGGAGUACUCGGCAAUCGGUUGUUCAUUUUGAGUUUCUUGAUCAAGAGUAUGUAGUAGAUCUUGAACCGAAUCAUUCCACAUUUCACGAAAACUUCAAAGUGUUUACACAAGACGGCCCCCAAAUCGUUCCACGAGAUGAAUACAUUGGAACAGUCAGAGAGCCACGAGCAGGAAGAGCAGUUUUGACGCAACUCGAAGAAAACGUUUACAUAGGAAGUUUAUACUUUGUUGAUGACACGUUACAUCUAGAGCCAUCUUACCCGCAUCAACUUUCUGAUGAUCUUGGGCCUGUUGUUGGAUACUUUGAAUCAGACUUAGAUUUGAAUUUAGACUUGUCUGCGAUGCCGGUGCGGAAUCAGGUCUCAUUCCGCCGUGCCAACCCAUUUCUUAAACACCGAAGAGCCAUUGCAAUUCCAAGCGAUCGACGAAAAGAUGUUUUGAACGUGAAGCGUAAUAGAUGUACAUUGAAGCUCGUGGCCGAUUACUCGUUCUACUCAAUUUUUGGCAAAAAUAACACAGGAAUCGUCACAAAGUUCCUUGUGAACAUGAUUGCCCGUGUUAACGAAAUCUACACGCCGAUCAAUUGGGAUGUUGGAAAGGAAGACGAUAUAUCUGGGAGAGGAAGGUUUCAAAAUAUGGGAUUCUCCAUCAAGGAAAUCAAAGUUCUCGAUCGCCCAAACGCCUCUGACUCUCAUUACAACUCGUAUUCUAGAAUAUGGGAAGUGGAACGGUUGCUCCGGGAGUUUGCUUUUGCUGAGGGAUCAAAGGAUUUCUGUUUGGUACAUCUUGUAACAGCACGAACGUUUCGAGAAGUCGCCACACUUGGUCUGGCCUAUGUGAGCUACAAAAAGUGGGACGAAACGGCUGGUGGAAUAUGCUCCAAACAAGAAACGUUUAAUGGAAGAGUUGCUUAUAUCAAUGUACUUCUCUCCACUAGCUUCGCGAAUUCUGAGCAAUCGACUUAUCCACUGAUUACCAAGGAAAUUGACAUUGUAGUCUCACAUGAGUACGGCCACGCUUGGGGCGCCACUCAUGAUCCUACAAUCGACAGUGACGAUCCAGAUGUUGAAGAAUGCAGUCCAAAUGAUCAAAACGGUGGAAAGUAUCUGAUGAGUCAGUAUGCUCAGAAAGGAUACGAUGCCAACAAUGUGCUUUUCUCUCCCUGCUCACGGAAACUCAUUCGAGACGUGCUUAUUGGAAAAUGGGAAAGCUGCUUCCAAGAAGAAAUGACAUCAUUUUGUGGUAAUGGAAUUGUUGAAGAUGGCGAGGAAUGUGAUAAUGGUGUGGAUACUGACAACGAGUUCAAUUGCUGCGACAAAUUCUGCCGGCUCGCUGUUGGCGCAAAAUGUUCACCCCUAAACCAUAUUUGCUGCACACCAACCUGUCAGUUCCACAACUCUACCCAUGUCUGUUUACCAGGAGAUUCCCUUUUAUGUAAAGCUGAUGCUGUAUGCAACGGUUUCUCUGGUGAAUGCCCAUCCGCUCCCCCAGUCAGAGAUGGUCAAGAGUGUCUUGAAGGUGGUGAAUGCCUAAAUGGUGUUUGCUUACCGUUCUGUGAAAAAAUGAGUAUUGGAAAGAAGAGCUGCAUUUGCGAAGAUUUGGAACUUUCUUGCCGUCUGUGCUGUCGUGACUACAACGGAACGUGUGCUCCUGUUCCUGGUCAUGUUUACCUUCGAGAUGGUGUCCGUUGCUCAAAAGGAUCUUGCCGAGAUAGAAAGUGUGUAAACGAAGUUGUCGAUAAUGUCCGCAACUACUUUUUGAUUACUUUCCAGACUACUGGAGGAGUUUUGGAAUUCAUCAAAACGCACAUCGUUGUCAUUGCAAUUAUCUUCUUCACUCUGAUAUUUGUGGGGAUUUAUAAAAUCGUUAAGUAUGGAGAAAAUUUCACCGAAAAGGUGACACAUAAGACAGCUGGAGGGUGUCGUUCAGUAUUUGUCAAAGCGGACGUCAAUUAGUUCUUUGGAUAUAAAAAUUGUUGUUACUUUUUGCCUAAUAAGUCUUUUCAACCAAUUUAUCACGUUUCAAUAGUCUGUGUUGUUCUUUUUUCAUAUCGCUUUAUGUUUGCUCCUGAAUUUUUACAUUGUCGGGUGAUUCUUUUUAAUGUUUAUCUUGGUAUAGGCGUUUCAUUCAAUUCUAGGCUAAUACUUUAUACUCAAUCUGUGUUUCAUCUCAUAUUACCGGUAUUACUCUAUUAUCUCCCAAUGUGCCUAUAAAAUACAACGGUUUUUUAAAAAUUCUUUUUGAAGUAAAAAAACACUUAUUUUCUAAGAAAAAUUAACGUUAAAUUUACAAUAGGUGCUUAUGUUAAUCGGAACCAGCAUAUGAAAUCGAAUUAUAUUUUUGAGACUUACAGUUAGAAAUAAUACAAAUAUGACUUCCAUGAAUGAAUGAAUGAAAUAU